Molecule: messenger RNA, 1974 nt
Organism: Gamsiella multidivaricata
Lineage: Eukaryota; Fungi; Mortierellomycota; Mortierellomycetes; Mortierellales; Mortierellaceae
Product: Peroxin-3
Exons: 4
Coding region: 211-1914 (567 amino acids)
Biological process (GO): protein import into peroxisome membrane
Cellular component (GO): peroxisomal membrane
Molecular function (GO): protein-macromolecule adaptor activity
Source: RefSeq, a predicted model, not a curated record
ACAGAGAGCGAGAGAAAAAAAGUUUAGCCAACCGAGCCAAGGAACGACCAGAACCGAAGGACACACACACUUUCUCUCUCUCGCCCCCCGCUCUCUUUCUCUCAUUCCUCUGUUCCUACGUCCCCUUGGUCCUCCUCGCAAUCGUACUUCACCUCCCUCGCCAGCUUCCUUCAUUCUUCCCGGUCACAGAACAGAGACGUACACAAUUCAAUGAUAUCUGCAGUCCAGGGAUUCGUCAGUAGGCACCGCCGCGGUCUGGCUGUAACCGCCGGAGUGACAGGCGGCAUCUACUUGAUGGGCAAGUACGCCAAGAACAAACUGAUCGAGUUCCAGGAGAAGGGUGCCGCCGACCGGACCGCCAAGGAAAACAUGAAGCGUCGGUUCGAGCAGAACCAGCAGGAUUGCGUCUUCACAGUGCUCUCGCUCCUCCCUACACUUGGCGAUCAGCUGCUUCAUGAGCUCAAUGUUGAACUGAUCACCGUCAAAUUGCAACAGACCAGGUCCCAGCGUUCGACCCCCAUGCCCACACCAGACAGCUCCAUGAUCUUGCCACCCAAACCUGCAGAAGGUGAAGCAGUAGCGACAGCGACAACUACCGCGACUACGACAACAGCUGAAGCAAUCGCCAAUGGCGAUGAGAACAGCGAGACACCAAAGACCGAGGCCGCAGAGGAGCUGAGGCAGACGGAAGAGGCUACGGAAAAGAAGAACGAACAAGAGUCAGGAAAAGAAAAUCCUGAUUCACAGCAUGAAUCGGAAGAGCAGUCCAAGGUCAACGGCGGUACAACAGAGGCUGACAACACCGUCUCCGAGACCGUCGCAAAGAAGGCUUCUGAUGAGGGAAUAACUGCCAACGGAUCAGCACCCGAGAUCCAAACACAACCCGAGGAGAAGGAUUCCGCCCCAACAGCAGCCACAGCCGAAGAAACCUCAACGGACCUUCCAUCAGCAGCACCAGCACCAGCGCCAGUAUUGAUCAAGGACGAGGUCCAGGCAGCCAUGGAUCGCCGCACCAAGCUGGAACUCUGGAACGAGCUCAAGAUCAUGUCGUUCACUCGCACCGUCACCGCGCUCUACUCGCUCACAUUCUUGACACUGCUCACUCAGGUUCAACUCAACCUGUUGGGCCGAUUCACAUAUGUGUCUUCGGUGGUGGCGCUCUCCAAUACUACGGACGCAUCCUACCGCAUGGAAUCGCCCUCGACCAAGGGAUCGCUGACCUCGACAAACGGAUUGUUGGACUUUCAAACUGAGAAGAAGUAUCUGACGUUCAGUUACUGGCUCCUGCACGAGGGAUGGCGCCGAUGGAGCGAGAAGGUCCGAAUGGUUAUUGAGGAUGUCGUUGGAAGCAUUUCGCUGAAGAGGACGUUCAAUGCCAAGGAGUUUUCAGAUCUAUUGGGCGAAAUCCGCGCCCGACUCGAGUACACCGAGGAAGAUGGCAAGCGUGUCCCUGUUAGCAUGCGUGAAUACAUGCUGCCUGACGACCCCACAGAGGAACGUGAGGUGCUCAGGGCAGGUGGUGUGGAUGAAUUCGACCUGGUUGUGGACCCGGUACUUCGUAAUCUGCUGGACGAGACACGGGAUUUCAUCGACAGCGCCGACUUUGCAACCGUCCUCGCCUCGACCGCGUCCACGACGUUUGCACGGUUCAAUCUGGCACUCCAGCCGACGUUCAACCCUUUCCUGCUAUCUCCACCAAGGAUGACGAGUGGGAUCGAGGAGAUUGAGGACGAGGAGGAUGUCGAUCGGGCGGUACCGCUGGCCACGCUGUUGCCGUUGAUCGCGCGGCAGGUGCAUUUGAUCAUCAAUGGGGUCCCGAACGAGUAUGUCGAGAGUUUGGCGAUGGUCAAGGAGCUGCAGGCGUUCUCGGCGAUUGUUUAUUCGUCGUUUAGCGAACAGCUUGUGAACAGCUAGAGGAGAAUGUGGGGGGUGAUGGGACGAUGAAUAAAUAAAAAGAAUGCGCCACCAAUUUAG